GUUCUAGAAAGAGGGAAGAGGUUUACCAACUGCAAGAGCGGAGAGGAAUAGGGAUCCAGGAUUGAUACAUACAGUUGGGAGAUGAUGAGCUGCUUUGGGUGUUUCAAGCCUGAGAAGAAGAUGCCUCCCCGGAGGCUGGAGGCCAGGGAGGUCACGGUUGUGAAGAAGGCCCCAAGCCAGAAUGAAGCGCCUCCCAGGGAAUCUGGGUCCGUCAGGCCAUCACCAGUCACUUCAAAGCACAAGCCAUCAUCUGAAACACCAACAAGCACUGAACCUCCUAAAGGAAGUUGUUCUGUUUCCAAAACCGCAAAAGCAUUCACAUUCCGUGAGCUAGCCACGGCUACAAAGAAUUUCCGUUCCGACUGCCUCCUUGGAGAAGGGGGCUUUGGCAGGGUAUACAAGGGCAAGCUUGAAAAUGGACAGCUUGUUGCUGUCAAGCAACUAGACCUGAAUGGGUAUCAAGGCAACAGAGAGUUCCUAGUUGAGGUCCUGAUGCUCAGUCUAUUGCACCAUCCAAACCUAGUCAAUUUGGUUGGCUAUUGCGCAGAUGGAGAUCAAAGGCUUCUGGUGUACGAGUACAUGGCACUUGGUUCACUUGCAGAUCACCUGCUUGAUAGCACUCCUGAUCAAGUGCCACUGAGUUGGUAUCUCAGGAUGAAGAUAGCUCAUGGAACUGCUAAAGGGCUUGAAUACCUCCAUGAGAAGGCAAACCCACCUGUCAUUUACCGGGAUCUCAAGUCCCCCAACAUCCUUCUUGAUGAGAAGUACAACCCUAAGCUCUCAGAUUUUGGGCUUGCAAAGCUUGGUCCAGUCGGGGCAAAGACACACAUCUCCACUCGGGUGAUGGGAACAUAUGGGUACUGUGCUCCCGAAUACAUAAAAACAGGCCAGCUAACUGUCAAGACUGACGUGUACAGUUUUGGAGUUUUCCUACUGGAGUUGAUCACAGGAAGAAGAGCGGUAGAUACCUCCAGGCCAGCAAAUGAACAAAUCCUGGUUAACUGGGUCAAGCCAUUGCUGAGAGACAGGAAGAGGUACAAUGAGCUAGUAGACCCUAAUCUUAGAGGUGAGUACCCAGAAAAAGACUUGAGCCAAGCUGUGGGUGUAGCAGCAAUGUGCCUACAAGAGGAAGCCUCAGUCCGACCUUACAUGAGUGAUGCUGUUGUGGCCCUGGGAUUCCUCGCAGAAAUGCCUGCUGGCUAUAAACACAAAUCUGGCCCUAUACUCCCAAUGAAACAAGUUAGAGAUCCAUCACUAACUAAUAGUGGUAGCGCUAAGCAACAUAACGAUGCAUACAAUCGUCAAAAGGCUGUAGCUGAGGCCAUUGAGUGGGGCUCACUGAGGCAGAAACAGAAGGCUCAAAGUCCAGAAAAGAAAGCUCAAAGUCAAGGUGGAACAUCCCCUCCAGAAGCCAGCAGAUUGUAAAAACAACUCUGUUGUGCAUUAGGCUACCACUGACUUGUAACCCUCCAAUUUUGUGCAAGCUGGGGCCAAAUUGUCCCACAUAGCUUAGAGUUUGUAAAUGAAGUUUUUCUCUCAUAAAGACAUAAGGGAUCUAUAGUAUUUGCUGUUAACAUAUAUGUGUUGGAUCAGGAAGGAAUUCUUACUCCAUCUUGUAUACGUUUAGACCAAUUUUGGGUCUAUGAUAAUACUGAUUACCCUUGUGCUUCUA
Molecule: messenger RNA, 1672 nt
Organism: Sorghum bicolor (sorghum)
Lineage: Eukaryota; Viridiplantae; Streptophyta; Magnoliopsida; Poales; Poaceae
Product: probable serine/threonine-protein kinase PBL25
Exons: 5
Coding region: 82-1425 (447 amino acids)
Biological process (GO): protein phosphorylation
Molecular function (GO): ATP binding; protein kinase activity
Source: RefSeq, a predicted model, not a curated record